Molecule: messenger RNA, 1117 nt
Organism: Nerophis lumbriciformis (worm pipefish)
Lineage: Eukaryota; Metazoa; Chordata; Actinopteri; Syngnathiformes; Syngnathidae
Gene: tex30
Product: testis expressed 30
Source: RefSeq, a predicted model, not a curated record
GCCGGAAGUUGCUUGUACUGACGGAAGUUGGAGAUGGACAAGUUUUGCGAGGACAAGGUGAAAGUGCCGUUUGGGAACAAGUUUCUGGACGCGGCCGUGUGCGUCCCAGCCUCCUCACCUGAGAGUCACGUUACCACUGGAGUCAUCCUCACACAUGGAGCUGGAGGAGACAUGAACUUUAAACAUCUCAUUUCCCUGGCACAUGCUUUGGCUUCAAAUGGCUUCCUUUGCCUGCGUUUCACGUGCAAAGGUUUAAACCUUGCACAUCGAGUCAAGGCUUACCGUGCAGCGUGGCUCUACUUCAAAACAUUGCAUAGUUUGAAGCACAUAUUCUUCGGAGGCCGGUCCAUGGGCUGCCGUGCUGCUGCUGCCCUGGCCAAGCAACUCAGUGAGGAAUUGGACGGCGCUGUUCAGGGAGUCAUCUGUCUGUCCUUCCCUCUGCACCCCCCAGGACACUCUCCUGCCCAUCGACAACGGAGUGCAGAUCUCAGGGGGCUUCCUGCAAACACAUCUGUCCUCUUCGUGUCGGGCACAGAGGACAACAUGUGCGACAGGGUUCUUUUUGACGGCACGGUGAAGGCCAUGAAGGCUCAAGCGGAGGUUUUCUGGCUGGAUGGAGGAAGCCACGGCCUGAAGAUGUCAGGGCGGUCGGAGGAGUCCGUCUUACAGGAGGUCAACUCUCACGUCCUCACCUGGCUGAGUAAAUGGGAAGUUUGAUUUUGCCGGGUCAUGUAAUAAAUGUAGGGAUCAAUCAAUCAAUCAAUCAAUAUUUAUUCAUAUAGUCCUAAAUCACGAGUGUCUCAAAGGGCUGCACAAGCCACAACGGCUCAGAUGCCACAUCAGGGCAAGAAAAAAAAACUCAACCCAAUGGGAUACAAUGAGAAACCUUGGAGGGGACUCAGAAAUAUGAUAUCUAAAAAAAAAAAGAUACAACAACUUGAAGACAGUUGUCAUAAUCAGCUCGUUUUUAAAUUGGUUUUGUUAUUGACAUGCUACUGAUUAGCUUUAGCGAAUUCACAUGGCAACUUCAACACCUCCAAAUUUGUUAGGAAAAACGACAACUAAGAUGCACGGUACAAUCAAACAGCUGGUGCGUAAUAAGUCAUACUUGCCAACC